Molecule: messenger RNA, 1287 nt
Organism: Closterium sp. NIES-65
Lineage: Eukaryota; Viridiplantae; Streptophyta; Zygnematophyceae; Desmidiales; Closteriaceae
Source: the annotation of a GenBank genome assembly
AUGCUCGGAUCUUCGCGCAAACUGCCGCGCUCUCCCAAGGACCCGCGGAUCUCCGACUCCCUGGGCGGGAUCUUGAGCGCGGAUCCGCGGGAGAAUCCGGGGUUCGCGGAUUGGAGCCUGGCGGUGCUAAACUACUGCGACGGCGGGGGCUUCGCGGGGACGGCGGGGCGGAAGCUGGUCGCGGGCGUGCCGGAGGGUUGGUACCCGCAGGCGCCUCGUCGUGAUAGCACCGAUAGUAGCGGUGGCAGCCAAGACACAAGCAGCGGUGGCGCCUUUUUCCCUGGCAGUGUCAGCAAUAACGGAGGAGGCGGCGGCAGCGGAGGCGGCGGAGGAGGCGGAGGAGGCGAGGGAGGCGGGGGAGGCGGCAGUGGUAGCGGGCGAAAGGGUUUUUUCGGGCACCAACGCGCCGGUGAUAACAAUAGUGACACUGCCCAUCCCAUCCACAACGGCAGCAUCAGCAGGGGAAGCAGUGUGGAGGGCAUGAGCAGCAGAGGGCGCAGUCUAGAAGCCAGUGGAGGGCGCAGCGGGGCGGCGAGUGUGGGGGGGUAUGGGUCGGGGACAGUGACCAAGGAGCUGUACCUGGAUGGGUACAAGAUCGUAAGCGCAUUCAUGGAAGACCUGGUGCGCAGCAGGGGCACGGGGGGCGCGACGCAUGUGCUGGUGUCGGGGUGCUCUGCGGGCGCACAGGCCGUCAUGGCCGUGUGCGAUCGCUUCAAGCUCCUGCUGCCACGUGCUUCCGUCAAAUGCCUCAUGGAUGGCGGCAUGUUCGUUGAUGCACGGGGCAGGAGGGGCAGGCGGCCGAUGCGAUCGCAAGUGCGUAAGGUGGUGGGCUUGCACUCCAUGCGCCUCAACUCCAACUGCGUUGCAGAUUUCCAGCCGUCCAAGCGGUGGCGGUGCUUCUUUCCCCAGCACGCGCUGUCGCGCAUGGCGGCGCCUGUGUUCCUCGUCAACAGCCUCUUUGACCAGAUCGCUCUCUCCAUGGGCGGCCAACUGGACUCUCUAAACCGCACGCACACCUCCUCCUGCAUCUGGGCCAUUCUCAGAGCGCGUAGAGACAUUCAGCACAUGGUUCUAUCCAAGGGGUUGUUCCGGAGGCAGUUCUGGUCGCGGGGCGCGCCGCAAUGGUGUGGGGUGAGGGAGGAGGGCGCAGUGGUGAGUGCGGCGUUUGACACGUUUAAGUAUACCGUCGCGCGCCCUCCUCAACCGUCGCGCGCCCUCCUCAACCGUUGCGCGCCCUCCUUAGACCGUCGUGCGCCCUCCUUAGACCGUCGCGUGCGCCCUCCUUAG